This is a messenger RNA of Leishmania mexicana MHOM/GT/2001/U1103, 2469 nucleotides long. RefSeq lists its product as hypothetical. The transcript has a single exon. The record is from RefSeq and is a predicted model, not a curated record. Bases 1 to 2469 code for a protein of 822 amino acids. NCBI's taxonomy places the organism in Eukaryota, Euglenozoa, Kinetoplastea, Trypanosomatida, Trypanosomatidae.
AUGUAUGGCUUACACACGCGCUGCCGCCAGCAGCGUCUCUUCACUGGCGCCUUGUUCCCGGAGACCCUCAACGGUCAGAUCGUCGCCUUUGCGCGUCGUCACAAGCUAAAGAGUGACGUGUGGGUGCCGCGCAAAGCCUUCGACACGGCACUCAAGCCCUACAAUGUGUACAUUCUGCCGAAGGCGACUCUCUGCAAUCUCACCCUCACCCCGGGUGACGGCAUGGGCGAUGUGACGGCGGCUAUCGGCGUAGACCGAUGCCUUGUGAACGCUGAGCAGACAUCCAACCAGCAUCUACUCGAGGGAUUUGUCGACUUCAUGAUGUCGUGCCUCACUCCACCUGAGCAGUGCCCCACACGCAUUCAAAACCAGUCCUUCACACCCGCUGCCGCCGCGGGUACACAGGUGGCCUGUCGCACCGCCACUGCUUUGCCAUUAUCGGGGCGCGAAGCGAGAAGGAAGAACUUCAGCGAAUACUUCAGCGCAGCCAACGGCGGCGGCGCAGAGUGCACCACUUCCUUGCUGACAGAAGCGGGGGACUCCAGCCUCUCCCCCGUUCUCCUGCCCGACCCCACCUGGGACACGUUAGCCCCCUUUCAGCACCCGCUCGCCCUGAACGGGUCACUGUUGACCGGCACCGAUACGACCGCGCAGUUGCUGAAGUGGCAACAAGAGAGUUACAGGUGGAGUAACUACUGGCGUCGUCUGCGCGGGGCAAAGGAGCGGCGGCAGAGCUUUUAUUCCGUGUGUGACACCGAAGUGCCGGGCCGGUACAACCCGCAUUUCUGUGUCUACUACGUGCCGCACACGUACACCAACAUCAGCUUCCCGCUGGCGACCGCAGUGCUGAUGCGGCACCGUGCCGUUGAACACAAGUACGUGUCGCGACUGUGGCUGACACUGAAGCAGGCAGAGGAGCGGUUCGGCACAAGUCUGCUUCCCGAACGCGCCAACGAUGAACCGGUCGUAUACUGCAAUUACUUUACCGCUGGUAUGGAGGCCACCGCCUUCUACUGCGCAGAUCAGUUCGCCGGCGGCGACAAAAUCUUCCCGACCGCGCACGAGCUCGACAUUGCGGCGAAAGGCAUGAGGCUGCCUUCCACGAAGCUGCGCGCAUACCCGCUGCUUUCCCGCCUCCUUGACCAGUACGACGAGGGGAAGACGGCCGAUAGUGCAGGUGAUGACAGACCUAGCACCGAUCAGGCAGUGACCGACGCCGGUCGACACGUGGAGUUCUUUCAGCACAGGCAGCGGUGUGGGGCCAUCCGACUGCACGGCUUCCAGAAGCCGGAGAUGGAGAAGAAUUACCUGCAAAGCACCAGGGUUGCGGGAGCCCUCGCGCGCCAGUGUCUGCUGUGUGGUUACCCCCGACCACUCUUCUUCUCUCACCGCGCGCUUCUCGCCUUCCAUCUCCGCCUACGUGAAGGUGAACAGGGCAUCGUCCAAACAAGGCUGCCGACUCGCGUGAAUAAGCUCUUGGCGUGGUGCAAAGGCGAAUGCUGGUUCAACGUGUCGCAGCUGCACGAGCCGGCAGUGGCACAGGAGCUGAUGGAUAACCCACCCGUUCACUUUCUCACACGCCAGAGUCUUCAAGGUGCUGUUGCCGUCAACUGCUGCCGUGCCCAACUUGCACGGCGAUGGGACACAGCGGCUGCUGCCGUUUCGUCGAGCUCGCCAACGUCUUCCGUUCCUGCGCGAUGCAACUUUAGUGCAGAGUGGAUCCCCGCUUACGUUCUGGAGAUGACGGGGUGGCAACUGCGGGAAGGCGCCCAAGGCGUCCCAUACGUUCCGCUCGCUGCCGGUGCCGCGUUCAAACGCUUUCCUCUCGGUGGCAACGUCCUCUUCUCCAUGGCGGACGUUAGCCUGCACAACGCUGCGAAGGACUGGCUGCGGCGCUACACCCCUGUCGACCAGGAAGGGUAUCCUUUCCUGCGCGGCGUGCGCCAGGCAAUGACGCUACGCGCCUUCGAACGGGGGUACCGGGCCCACCAGUGGCUGAUCCACCGCGUGCGCAAGAAUGGGGGCUUCUCGUCCCCCUUGCUGGCGUUGCGGGGAGCGUUCAAUCCGGUGUGUAUGUCUGCCCCUCAGCCGCUACUCGACACAUCCGCGUUCGUGAAGGCACCGUUCGUGCGAAUGGGCAACUUCGAGUUUGUGAACGUGGAGGAGGUGGCGUUGAUGAGCAGAGCGUAUCCGUGCAAUGGCGCCGCAGCGCGAGAGAGCGGCGCCGAGGAGCCUGAUGCACCGCUCCUUCAGAUGAGCAGCGGCGCGCGCCUUCAGGUGGAGUCGGGGACGGGAACGUCGGCGGAAUCCCUGAUGCGGCAUUCCGUGAGGGAGACGGACAAUACAGCAGCCUUGGGCGAUACUGUAACCUGCGACGGGUGCGACAUCCAUGAGGUGGACGACUACAGUGAAAUGGAGGACGAGGGAUGGACAAGCGGUGGCCUAUCCCCACUUCUGUACGUUCAAUAG